GGUGUUUCGAAAAGUGUUGACUAGUAUCAGAUCGGUCACACAAUCAGUGAAUAAAAAUUUGCUUGAUUUGGAGAAUGAAUUGGUUGAACAAGCUGCAGAAAGAGGUGAUUUGGAUGCUAUAACCAUGCUUGCUUAUGAAAAGGUGCGUGAACACACGCGUGGUGGAAUCAUUGUUGAUAAAGCUGCUAAAGAAGAUCUAGCACACGCUCGCAAGCUUAUCAAACAGUUGACAGAGUUGAAACAUCCACUUGUCUUCAAGAUGGCGGGCGAUUUAGCAUUUGAAAAGAAAGCCUAUGCGACAGCAGUAGAUUAUUGGCAGCAAUUUUUACAGUUGGAAAAUGACACUAUCCAAGCUGGUCAUGUGUAUUACAGUUUGGGAUAUUACUAUUUCUCGCAACCGCCACCUGUACAAGAUUUGGCAAAGGCAAAACAAUAUUUCCACAAAUGUAUUCAAUUGACAGAUUUGGAUUUAUACUCAACCAAGGCCCAUUAUUACUUGGGACAAUUGUAUCUUGAGAAGGACCCCAAGAUUGCCAAAUAUUUCAUGGAGAUAAGUGCUCUGAAGUCUUUGCUAGAAAGUUUUGCCAGUUUGGGUUUUUUGGAAAUGAACAAGUUUCAGAAUUAUGAUCUUGCCAUUGAGUGGUUCAAGUUGGGAGUUGAGGCAAACAAAGACUUGUUGUGUUUGAUUGGUCAAUUUGAUUGUUUUGUAAAGAUGAAACAAUGGAGACUGGCUGAUAAAGUGUUGUCCAACUUGAAGGAGUUGCGGCAGAAAGUGAAUGACGUCAAGAGGAACAAAAAAGCAGUACCUGAUUCGAUGAGGGAGAGUUUUCAAGUCAAUGACUCAUUAUUAAGGUCGUUUUUCCAAGGCAGGAAGUACGAGUUUGAGUUACUACAGCAAUUCUUGUGA
Molecule: messenger RNA, 907 nt
Organism: Lodderomyces theae
Lineage: Eukaryota; Fungi; Ascomycota; Pichiomycetes; Serinales; Debaryomycetaceae
Exons: 1
Molecular function (GO): protein binding
Source: RefSeq, a predicted model, not a curated record